Exophiala oligosperma is the source of this 1782-nucleotide messenger RNA. RefSeq lists its product as uncharacterized. Lineage: Eukaryota; Fungi; Ascomycota; Eurotiomycetes; Chaetothyriales; Herpotrichiellaceae. The coding region runs from base 1 to 1782 and encodes 593 amino acids. The record is from RefSeq and is a predicted model, not a curated record. The transcript has 6 exons.
AUGAAUCUUGUUAAUGCUCAGCUGAAUGACAACUUGAGCUCAGCAACAAGCGAGAACCCUCCUGGCAGCACUUGUCUUAACAUCACCUCCAUCAUUGACCCCCUGCAGACUCUGAAUGAGAGUUUACCUGUUCCCUGUCCCGACGCACUCCCUGACCUUCAUGGAGCGGAUGGUGACCAGUCUAUCCGGACGGCCGAUCUCCAUCGCCAUGACUUUUAUCCGCUCCCGGAUACUGCUCCUGGCGGCGUGGAUGACUUUUGGCAGAACAGUGAGUUCUGGUUUGACCAAUCCGAACUUGACUGGAGCGAACAGCUCUUCGAACCAAAUCCGCCAAUGCUAGACUAUGAGAUGCCGUCUCCGCUGAACAAUUUGACCGCCAUGAUGCAAGAAUACUUUGAUCGAAAGUCGCGGCCGUCAUCACCUUCUCCUGCUAGAGCUAGCAAAGUAUGGUAUUCGGCUCCACCACAUAUUGAAGACCAUAACAGAGACAUCAUCAGAGUGUUUCACAAUGUGUUUCGAAGGCAUAUUCCGAAGACAUUUUCUCUCUUUGAAGAUACAGCUAUCACCAGUUCCAAAAAUCAACCGGCAUUCACGCUCGCUCUAGCUGCUAUUGGGGGACUGUUUUGCACGACCCCUGGUAGCGCACAAGUCGCGAAGUCAAUGUAUGAUGAUGCUCGGCGGAUGGUCCUUUCAACUGUUAACACUCAGAGCUGCUCAGACGAUUUCUCUGCAUGUCGAUUGGAUAAGUUUAUCGUGGCGAAAACUUUCGUCUUAUUAGCUUUGUACGGUCUCUGCAGCGGUGACAAGAGGAGUUACGAGUUCCUGGAAGUAUUCCACGGCAACCUCAUCCAUUCUGUCCAAGAGUAUAGCAAAGCAUGCCAAUGGUCUCCUCAAACAGAUGACAUCGACAAGGAUAAUACCCGACUCCUUGAAGCUCUCCAUAUCCUCGACUGCUAUCGAGUCAUUAUCAUGCAGCGACCACCCUCUUUGGCACGAAAAUACAGCGAGUCGUUCCUACGUACGCCCACAAAUCGGAGUCGCAUAUCUAAGCUUCAUAACGUGAUAGCUGGCCUUGUGGGCGGUGGGCACACGGUCGACUUGGGCCCCAAUACCACCUUCGGCCUGACGAGCUUGGCGUCUCUGAGCUCUUUUGUGUGGCCUGCGACAUACCCCCAGCAGAAUGUUUACGGCACGGACAAAUAUCAGUCCGAUGAUCUCUUCGUAUGGAGAGCUGAUUUCGCAGAGUUAGCCUGCGAUACCUGGCUUCGGACGAUCCACCGACCAGAAAACCUAUCUCACUUGGUUGUGUACCACAUGAUGGGUAUUAUACUACAUUCGAAUUUGACUGUUCUGCAGAACUUUGCUCACUCUGGGCCUGGAUCGGCAGCACGAGACGCGGAAAGGGGAUUGGCUGCAAGAGAGAUCCAUGCAUGGACAAAUGACAGGCAUUAUACAACUGCCCAGUGGCACGCAGAGAAUAUGAUUGCCGGUAUCGAAGCUGCCCUGACCGAGGCGGCAACCGCGAGACAGACUCAGCAUUCUUCAGCUCGAACUUCGUCGCUACCCCUGGAGUUGCCAGGCUUAGUAUUCGAAGCACCACACAUCCCUUACGCUGUCUACUAUGCCAGUCUGGUUCUUUGGUCUGGAGCUUUCACGGCACCGAACCUGGUCAAAUCUGCCCUCCCAGCACGAGCCCAACUAGCAAGAGGCGAGCAGAUCUUACUUGUACAUAAAGUGCAUAUCGCCCAGCUCCUUGCGCGGCUUCUUAGUGGGAUUCGCUAG